This is a messenger RNA of Gracilinanus agilis (Agile Gracile Mouse Opossum), 3682 nucleotides long. RefSeq names its product ATP binding cassette subfamily B member 9 (gene ABCB9). Gene Ontology annotation, biological process: transmembrane transport; peptide transport. Gene Ontology annotation, cellular component: lysosomal membrane. Lineage: Eukaryota; Metazoa; Chordata; Mammalia; Didelphimorphia; Didelphidae. The coding region runs from base 1 to 2352 and encodes 783 amino acids. Gene Ontology annotation, molecular function: ATP binding; ABC-type oligopeptide transporter activity; ATP hydrolysis activity. The transcript is spliced from 11 exons. The record is from RefSeq and is a predicted model, not a curated record.
AUGAGGACCUGGAAGGCCGUGGCCGUCACGGGGGCCUUCAUGAGCGUGGACGUGAGCAUCACCACGGUGCUCUAUGCCUUCAGUCAUCGAGACCGGGACGUGCUGCAGGACCUGAGAGACUUCAACAUCUUCGACUCGGUGCUGGACCUCUGGGCCGCCUGCCUGUACCGGAGCUGCCUGCUUCUGGGGGCUACCAUCGGCGUGGCCAAGAACAGCGCCCUGGGCCCGCGGCGGCUGCGGGCCUCCUGGACCUUCAUCACCUUGGUGUGCCUCUUCGUGGGCAUUUACACCAUGGUGAAAAUGCUCCUCUUCUCCGAGAUACGCAAGCCCAUCCGGGACCCCUGGUUCUGGGGCCUCUUUGUCUGGACCUACGCCUCCAUCGCGGCCACCUUCUUCCUCUGGUGGCUGCUGUCCACCGUGCAGCCGGGCCACCGGGCGCUGGAGACGGGGGCGCCGGGCGAGGGCGUGGGCUACGCCACAGAGGGACAGCCGAAGCAGGAGGAGGCGUCGGGGGCCACGCUGCAGAAGCUUCUGUCCUACACCAAGCCCGACCUGGCCUUCCUGGUGGCCGCCUCCUUCUUCUUGGUGGUGGCCGCUCUCGGAGAAACGUUCCUCCCCUACUACACUGGCCGGGCCAUCGACGGCAUCGUCAUCCAGAAGAGCAUGGACCAGUUCUCCACGGCCGUGGUCAUCAUGUGCCUCCUCGCCAUCGGCAGCUCAUUUGCCGCAGGUAUUCGGGGCGGCAUUUUUACGCUCGUCUUUGCCAGACUCAACAUCCGUCUCCGUAACUGCCUCUUCCGCUCCCUGGUGUCGCAGGAGACGAGCUUCUUCGAUGAGAACCGGACAGGGGACCUCAUCUCCCGCCUGACCUCGGACACCACCAUGGUCAGUGACCUCGUCUCCCAGAACAUCAACAUCUUUCUCCGAAACACAGUCAAGGUGACCGGCGUCGUCGUCUUCAUGUUCAGCCUCUCUUGGCAGCUCUCCCUGGUCACCUUCAUGGGCUUCCCCAUCAUCAUGAUGGUGUCAGACAUCUACGGCAAGUACUACAAGCGGCUUUCCAAAGAGGUCCAGAAUGCCCUGGCCAGAGCCAGCAAUACAGCUGAGGAGACCAUAAGUGCCAUGAAGACAGUCCGGAGCUUUGCUAAUGAGGAAGAGGAGGCUGAGGUGUAUGCCCGGAAGCUGCAGCAAGUGUACAAGCUGAACAGGAAGGAAGCCAUGGCCUACACGUACUAUGUGUGGGGCAGUGGGCUCACGCUGCUGGUGGUGCAGGUCAGCAUCCUCUACUAUGGGGGCCACCUCGUCAUUUCAGGCCAGAUGACCAGCGGGAACCUCAUCUCUUUCAUCAUCUAUGAGUUUGUUCUAGGAGACUGUAUGGAGUCGGUCGGCUCUGUCUACAGUGGCUUGAUGCAGGGAGUAGGAGCAGCCGAGAAGGUGUUUGAGUUCAUUGACCGGCAGCCGACCAUGGUACAUGAUGGGAGCCUGGCCCCUGACCACCUGGAAGGCCGUGUGGACUUUGAGAACGUCACCUUCACCUACCGCACCCGUCCUCACACGCAGGUCCUGCAGAAUGUGUCCUUCACCCUUUCUCCGGGGAAGGUGACGGCCCUCGUGGGGCCCUCAGGGAGUGGGAAGAGCUCCUGUGUCAAUAUUCUGGAGAAUUUUUAUCCCCUGGAGGAGGGUCGGGUGCUGCUAGAUGGGAAGCCCAUCAGCUCCUAUGACCACAAGUACCUACACAGAGUGAUCUCUCUGGUGAGUCAGGAGCCUGUUCUUUUUGCCCGCUCCAUCACAGACAACAUCUCCUAUGGGCUGCCCACUGUGCCCUUUGAGAUGGUGGUAGACGCAGCCCAGAAGGCUAAUGCUCAUGGCUUCAUUAUGGAGCUGCAGGAUGGCUACAACACGGAGACCGGAGAAAAGGGUGCCCAGCUGUCUGGUGGCCAAAAGCAGCGCGUCGCCAUGGCCAGAGCCCUGGUGCGGAACCCACCUGUUCUCAUCCUGGAUGAGGCUACCAGUGCCCUGGAUGCAGAAAGUGAAUAUAUGAUCCAGCAGGCGAUCCACGGCAACCUUCAGAAGCACACGGUCCUGAUCAUCGCCCACCGCCUGAGCACCGUGGAGAAGGCUCACAGCAUCAUCGUCCUGGACAAGGGGCGCGUGGUACAGCAGGGCACCCACAAGCAGCUGCUCACCCAGGGCGGCCUCUAUGCCAAGUUGGUUCAGCGUCAGAUCCUGGGCCUGGAAGCGGGCAGCGACGACGACAGCGGAGGUAGCGGGAGCAGCCGGCAGGAGAUGAUGCUCUUUACCUCCAGCCACAAGGAGCCCCCAGACGGGCACAGCGACGUGCACAAGGCAUGAGGCCCUCCUCCCUCCACCCCAUCCCCACCCCAGGAUGGGAGCGGAGGCUGCCUUGCCUGAGCUGGCAGAAGCACCUGAGGGAGGCCCAGGGCAGCCCCACCCAGAACCCGCCGGGACCUGGGGGCCCGUCUUACUUGAAGGCAGAGGCUCAAGUCCACUCCCAUAGAGGGCAAGGCCUGUUAACUAGUCGAGCACAUGCCGCUUCAUGCUUCCCUCCUGUCCUCGAGAUCAUCCCCUCCUCCUCCCGGCACCUCUAGGCCGGGCUUCGUAGCAGAAACUGGAGGUGUUCCCUUCGCAAGCACCCGUGCUCCCCCUCACCAGGCAGGGCCAUCCCACCCAUGCCAGGGUGGUGAAACGUACUGCUCCUCUCCCUGGUCCCUGCCCCUUCCCUGCCUGAGUUAUAGAGUCAUUGGUGGGGAGGGGGCCCAUACUCGUAGUUAUGUCCUGGUGCCCACCCAACACCACAUUGGCAGGUCCUCCUGCCCAGGCGCCUGUGGGGGGAGUCAGAGGCCCAUUUUUAAGCUUCCUGAGAGCUUUUGAUUGUUGUUCUUUAAAAAAAAAAAUCACUUCUCCAUUAAAUAGCUAGGAAAGAUUCUGGGUUAGUCCCAUGAGAAAUUCCCCAAACCUCUGUUACCCCUGGGAUCUGAGGGUGAUUCAUCCUCCCACUGGAAAAGAGGCCAGUGCUAGCCCCGUGGAGGUUAGGGUCUGCAACCACGCCCAUUCUCACCAUCCACUUUUGUGGGAGCUCUCCCCAGGCUGCCCCCUGCCCUAGCACGGGAGAGGAGAUGACACGGUUCCAGCCGGCUGCAUCCCUCCUAGGGAAGGGCAUCUCCUAUGUUCCGGGGGCCUCAGAGUGGGAGGCCCAGCCCUGCUCCCUUUAUCCCCUCGCCCCCUGCCUGCUGAGUUAAGGAGGGCCACCGGGCCAGGCCAGGCUGGAGUGAGGGGGACGUCCAUCCUCAGGGUCUUCCUUCUUCCAGUGCCGCUGAAGCCAAGCCAGACUCACUGUGAACCACAAUGAACCUUAAUCCUGGGGAGUGAGGGGCCAGACGGCACCCAGGCUGCAGGGCGCAGACCAUGGCACUGCCUUGGGGCGGCUGGCACCCAUCUCCAGCACUUUAGGCACCCCCCAUGCCCCAGCCCCCUGUCCCUGCCAGCUGGCAGCCUCCCCUUCUCCUCUGCUCUCUGCUGUUUGCAGGUCUUUUGAUUGUGAUGUUCUGUUCUCUGUUUGUAGGGUUGCUGGGAGGGUCAGGGGAAGCUGAGCCUGUUUGGGGGCUUUUCCCCAGCCCUUGGGGAGCCCUCCUCUCAAUAAAGUACUACCUCUGUCCCUCCA